Messenger RNA from Ochlerotatus camptorhynchus, 2348 nucleotides. RefSeq names its product vacuolar protein sorting 52 (gene Vps52). Gene Ontology annotation, biological process: lysosomal transport; Golgi to vacuole transport; endocytic recycling. Gene Ontology annotation, molecular function: syntaxin binding. The transcript has 5 exons. The record is from RefSeq and is a predicted model, not a curated record. Gene Ontology annotation, cellular component: GARP complex. Bases 69 to 2039 code for a protein of 656 amino acids. Lineage: Eukaryota; Metazoa; Arthropoda; Insecta; Diptera; Culicidae.
UUGCGUGAACAUUUUACCCAGUUCUUCGAUUUUUAUCCAGAUUUUAGUUGGAACACCGGAUCCGCGGUAUGUCCAACAGUGACCAGAUCGAGGACGAUGAGGUGCAGGAAAUUCUCCAGACGGGGACUGACCUGCGUCAGUACUCGGCCCAGAUCGAGAAGGAGUUCAAGGAGGUGGAAAAUCGAUCCAUCGAAGAUUACAUCAAGGAAAGCCAAAACAUUGCCAACCUGCACAACCAGAUUGGGAACACAUCCAACAUUCUAGAACGGAUGGAAUCGAUGCUGAUGGACAUACAGGACGCGUUGAACAACAUCAGCACCGAAAUCACGACGCUGCAGAAAAAAUCGGUUUCGAUGUCUGUUCAGCUGACCAAUCGCCAGUCGGUUCGGGCACAGCUGUCGCAGUUCAUUGAGGAUAUGGCCGUACCGGAAGAAAUGAUUGCGGCAAUCAUGGACACACCCGUGACGGAGAAGGAUUUCAUGACUCAUCUUAACGAGCUGAACCACAAGCUUAACCUGAUGAAAGAGCUCAACUUCAAGGAGUCGAAAUCAUCACAGGACGUUAGUGACGUCCUUCAUAAAUUGAAAAUCAAAUCAAUGACCAAGCUGAGAGUCUAUCUGAUGGAGCAGAUAUACAAAUUCCGGAAACCCAUGACCAACUAUCAGAUCCCGCAGAAUGCGAUGCUCAAGUUCAAGUUUUUCUUCGAAUUCAUCUUGUCGAACGAGCGGAUGGUGGCGCAGGAGAUUUGCAACGAGUACAUCGAUACGAUGGGUAAAAUCUACUACAGCUACUUCAAGAGCUAUUCCACCCGGCUGGGCGCGUUGAAAUUCGAAGAAGCUGUCUCCAAAGACGACCUGAUGGGUCUGGAGGAUACGGUCACGAGAAGUAUAUUCUCGAAAACAAGUUCCCUCAAGAAUAAGAGUACGGUUUUCUCGAUCGGAGACCGGGGCGAUGUACUUAACCAGCAGCUGGAGGCACCGAUCAUUGUACCACAUGCACAGCAAAAGAUCCGAUAUCCGUACGAAUCACUGUUUCGAUCGGAGCAGUACGCCCUAGUGGACAACGCUUGCCGGGAGUAUCUGUUCGUGACAGAGUUCUUUAUCGUUCGGGGGGCCCAGGCGCAGGAGCUGUUCAACCAAAUCAUGGGAAAAACGAUGGCUCUGUUGAUUAAAAAUCUCGAGACGUACGUUCAGGAUUGUUAUGACACCAUUGCACUGUUCCUGUGUAUACAGCUCAGCUUGCGGUACCAGCUGAUGUGUCACAAACGUUGCGUUCCAGCUUUAGAUAAGUACUGGGACAAUCUACAGGCAGUCAUCUGGCCCCGCUUCGAGCAGGUCUUUCGGAUGAACAUUCAAAGCAUCCAAGAAUGUGAUCCUACUAAAUUCCCCAAGGAAACUGGACCGCACUAUAUUACUCGACGGUAUGCCGAAUUUUCCGCUGCCAUCGUCGGAAUCUCGGAAAACUUCCCCAACGAGCUGGUUAGUCAUCUGUUGUUGGAAUUGCAAGAGGAAGUCAAAUGCUUUAUGCUUCGUAUGGCAGCGAUUUUCACGACCCGUAAGGAACAACUAAUCUACCUGAUCAACAACUACGAUCUGGUGCUGGGCGUCCUGAUGGAACGCACCCGGGACAACUCGAAAGAGGCUGAAGCAUUCCGCGAGUUGCUGAGCACUCGCAGUUCCGAAUAUGUUGAGGAAAUUUUGGCCCCCCAUCUGGGAGGUAUCAUCCAAUACGUCAAGGACUGUGAGCAAAUGCUCGAAAAGGAACAAACCGAGGAGUUCAAGCGUCAGGAGCGACGAUCGCUGCAGUUAGUGGCAAAUUUUUCGACCAACUGGAAAAAGUCCCUGGAAGAACUGAAUCGCGAGGUUUUCCUAUCAUUCCCAUCGCUGGUGACCGGAUCGCAACUGCUGCAACUAGCACUGGCACAGUUGGUGCAGUAUUAUCACAAGUUUUACAAGCUACUUACCCCCAGCGCUCGUGCCCAGCUGGUCAACAUUCACGUAAUUAUGAUCGAAAUCAAAAAAUAUAAGAGUAAUUACUAGACCACUUGAAGAAGGAGGUGAUACUUAGAAUACUUAUUAACAAUAGAACAGUAGUAAACUUCGGUGAUGAAAAAUAGAAGCCUGUGACCGUUUAUUACACUAUCUAUAUGAUAGCAAAAAGAGAAAUGACACCGGUGUAUUAUUAGCCACACUUGUGCAACACUUUUCCACUUAAAAUCUGAAGAGACUCGUGUUCGUUGAGGUUACCGAGGAUACCUUUUAAUCCUCAUCGGAAAGAAGCAUCUCGACCAAAUCCUUAUUGGAAACUUGGUCGCCAUCCAGGCGCUGGGGCGACUUCCAUCGGAGCAA